UUAUUUGCGUGCGCGUUCUUCGUCAUUCGGUUGCAUUUUUAUUUGGUGUAUUAUUUGUGAAAGAUUAUUAAAAAAAGCUAUUUAAAUAUUAAGAAGAAUGGGUACAGAAAAUGUCUUUGGGGAAUCGGCGGGCAUAUAUUUCGUUGUUGAUGGUGAUUUAACCAUGGGGAAUGAAGUUGAGACUUCACUGCAGCAAAGCCAAGCCACUGAAGCUUCACGUGAAAAAGAAAAUUUGAAAGACGUCGUAUGUGGUAAAAUGAACUUCAGUGAAGAAGUUUAUCAAAGAAUUCUCGGUAAGUUCUUUGAGAAUCUGCGAGGAACCAUAUGCAUAUUUAUGUUAUUGACAGAUUGCGGAAUGGAUGUAGAAAGUCUGUAUUUCAUCAACGAUGGGGACAUAAAUGAACUUUUCCCUGCAUCAAUGCUCGGAACGAGAGUAAAGUUUAAAGAAAGAGUUGCACGUUGGCGACAGAAUGAAGCUGAUACCAUUUCGUCAAUAGGAUCAUGCAAGAGUUGGAUAAAUUCUAGCCAAGAGUCUCACGACUCGAUAAGAGACAUGGAAGCAAAGAAUUUAAAGUUAAUACUUAAUGCCACUGAAAGAGGUCAAAGCAUCUUUAAACAAUAUAGAGAAAAGACCGUGCUGUCAGAUGUUAGUCGUGACAUUUUGGUAAAUACCAUUGUUGACCACUUCUCAGCGCGAUCAGUGCCUAUGACAAUGAAAGAUAUCAUCACCUUUUCUGAGCAAAUAACAAUUUUAUUUCCCAACGAAGACAUGCGCUAUUACUGCAACCGUCGAAAUGGCAAAAAUCCAACAGGCAAACUUUAUGAUAAGGCAACAAACAUCCGAAGGAAAAUAAAAAAAGAAACAGGAGCACUAAGCGUUGCACCUAAAUGUCAACCCACUCAAUCAAGUUUGUCGGAGCAGGCGAGCAAUACAGAUGAAAAUGACUUAGCCAUGAAAAAUUUGCUUUGUCAUAAUGUAGAGCCUUGGGGCGAUGUUGUAGAAAAAUGGACGAACACAGUCAAAUUAAGAACCGCAGAGAUUUUAAAUGAACACGCAAAUAUUUUAACUAAUUGGCCGCUGCUGAAACACAGUCUUGGAUACACUUUGGUUGAAAUUGAUUUUGAAGCGAAAUUUCCCAACUGUUCGCAGAAUUUGCUAAACGAAUGGCCAAAAUUUAGAAAGUCAAUUAUACCUUACAUGAAGACAAAAAUAAGAGAUGCAACAUCCAUUGAUAUGCUAAAAAAAAUUGACGAAAACAUCAGUACUGACUCAAUGGAUUGUUUAUUGACACUGCUUUUGCAUGCGAUACUUAAACCGUCAUUAAUUUCCGUUGGACAAACUUCUGGUGAAAAACGGCUUAAAUGGAAGCCAUCAAUAUGUGAUGCGCAGGCAGUGACAUUGCUGCAUUGCAGCAGCAUAAACGAUUAUCAGAGGAUGUACCACGAAUUAAAGAUUAAGUUAAAUCAAAAGAAUCUUCCUCUUCAGCCGCUACUAUUGGUAGUCGGAGAGAAACUAACUCAGUUAGACUCUUUUUACGUUAUUUUCGACAGUAUAAUUUACAAGGUACCGACAUUUUUAAAAUCACUUGAUACUUUAUUUAAAAUCUUUCAUGUAUUAAAUUUGGAAUAUCCGAUACAAGCGAAAUCCAUAUAUAAUUUUAUCGAAUCCUACUUUUUUGGCAUUGCGGAUUGUGCACACCCUAAUGUUAUUACACUUAAGAAUUAUUUAAAAGAUACUCAAAACUUGUUGGAGUAGAUUGAUAAAAUGUUCAAAUGCUUUAUAUGUAACGAAAGGUCUUCUACAUCAAAAUUGUUAGUUGACCAUUUGAAAUCUUUCCAUGUUUUUGCUGAGAUAAAAAAUUUUGUUUGCACUUUCUCUAAAUGUGGUCAAUGUUUUUCAAACGUGUAUAGUUUUCAAAAUCACCUACGUAGAGUUCAUGCGUCGUUGCCAAGUACACCUGCUGUAUCUUAUCAUGCACCUGUUUUUGUUAGGCCUAAUAUUACUAAAGGGCAGACUAAUAAAUUAAGUUCUAAUUUUAAUAAUACAACGCAAAAAAAAUUUAAUAUGAAUAUGUUUGUAUUGUCUCUACAUAACAAAA
Messenger RNA from Rhagoletis pomonella (apple maggot), 2099 nucleotides. RefSeq lists its product as uncharacterized. The record is from RefSeq and is a predicted model, not a curated record. Bases 98 to 1756 code for a protein of 552 amino acids. Lineage: Eukaryota; Metazoa; Arthropoda; Insecta; Diptera; Tephritidae. The transcript has 6 exons.